Molecule: messenger RNA, 456 nt
Organism: Arvicanthis niloticus (Nile rat)
Lineage: Eukaryota; Metazoa; Chordata; Mammalia; Rodentia; Muridae
Source: RefSeq, a predicted model, not a curated record
AUGACCCACACCUGUCAGCCAUGCUGCUGCAAGACCACCUGCUGCAAGACCACCAGCAGCUCUGAAUCCAGCUGCCCUGUGUUCAUCUGCUGCCAGCCCUGCUGUGCCCCAACUUGCUGCAGCACACCCUGUUGCUGCAAGUCUAACUGCUGCCAAAGCACCAACACUGUCAACAGCUGUUCCCAGCUGUGCUGUCCACCAACCUGCUGUGACACUGCCUGCUGUGACAGCAACUGUUGCAAGCCAACCUGUGUGACCAUCUGCUGCCAGCCUAGCCUCCUCCAGCUCUGCUGCCAACCAGCUUGCUGUGAAAGCAGCUGCUGCAAGACCACCUCUUUUAAACCCUCCUGUGUGAUCAUUGGCUGCAGCACCCCCUGCUGCCAGACCUGCUGUGUGUGCCCACCUGCUGAUGAUGACCAGCUCCCAAAGAAUCCUGGCAAAGCCACACUCCAGUGA